UAGAUCUUUUCAAGAGUCAGGAGUAGGUCUUUCCGGUUAGUAUAGCGCUCUUCAAGUCAGUCGCUUUCGGACCUUUUGACCAUUUGACCAUGGAAACACUGUAUUGGCAAAAGUGCAAGGACGACUUUGACAGAAGAAAAUACAUUUUGGGCCAUUAUCCAUGAAAUGGAUUACGCUUGAAAACGUUCUCUCGAUGUUGUAGUAAGGAGCUUUAAAUUUCUAUCACGUGAUGUUCAGGGUGGCUUAUUUGUUCGAGUCCAAAAACAGCAAAAACACCUGCUUUUUACCUGCUUAUUCUCUUAGUGCUAUAACUCGUAUAUUGUUCUUUCUAGUAUCUAAUUAACGUUACAUAUAGCUGCAGUGAAAUCAAAAGGAGUGCCUUUUAUUAGAAGCUCAACAACAAAAAGCCUGACAUGUGAAAUAAGUACCCCGAAAAACAAAGAGAAGCGGGCAAAAGAACUCUUUAAGGAUCAAAAUGAUGUUGGCAAGAAGAAAACUUGUUUUAAUUUUUUUGGUGAUUGUUACCACGACAGUAAUGUACCUGUGGAAGAUGCAAAUAGAUUCCAAUACAUAUAUCAUUGAUACUCUUAAAAACGAAAAGAGAGAUCACGAUUCAAGAAAAGGUGCAUCUAAAAGUGAAGGAACUUUUGCGCAGGCGUUACGUAAUGUAAAACGUCAGCAUGUCCAAGCAAGUGUCGUAACAAAACAUGUCGAUCUUUUCAAGGGCUUCAGAAAUGUUUCAAAGAACAUCCAAAAUAAUAGAAUGAGCACCAGGAAACAUGAGGACAUCGAAGAACAAGUCAACAAAGAAUGGAAAAUACUUGCUGGAGAUAUUUCUGAGUCUGAGCGCAGUCUUCCGAAAAUGAAAACCAUAAAAGUUCGUCAAGUGCAGCCAAGCAAAUCGAGGCUUUCUGUUUUAGAAAGACUGUUACAAAAGAUGAUGUCCGAUACGAGGGCUCGACAACUUCCUAAAAGGUCCCCCUGUCCUUAUAUGGGACUGGGAAAAAUUUAUAACGAAACCGCACUGGACGACAAGAUUGGCAAGGUCAGUUGUAAGCCUCGUAUCUUAAAAGCCAAGGAUUGCAAGAUGGCAAAUAAAGCAUACAAAAUACACAGUAAACGCUUAAAAUGCACCGCAAACAAACCAAUAAAAGACCUGUGCGUAUUUCAAGAAACAUGGCGGUCAUCUCCAGAUAUGAUCGCAAGUGUGCGUUGUGAUCUUACUGCAUGUGGAGGUAAUCCUGUCCAAGUGAUUAACAUUGAUCCGGAGUAUGGAAUUCUUGCUGAUGUUGAGAGAUGGUACGAGUUCUCCACGUCCGAAAGUUUGGAAGAUUUUAUCCCAGAAUUUGUCGCUAAAAAUUCUUUUAAAGGACUACGGUUUUGUUUUCUUCGCUGUCGACAUCCAACGCGUGGUGGAUACGUCAAACAAAUUCUCUCCUUUCCACCGAUAAUGGAAAAAAACGAUGAUGCUCCGUUAAAUAAGAAUGUAUUUAACUUUAAUAUUUUAGUUCUUGAUUCAGUGUCCCGGGCGCACUUUUAUCGCUCACUUCCCAAGACUGUAAAAACAAUGAGGAAGAUUGUACAUGAUAAGAGCAAGCAAGCAACGGUGCUGGACUUUGAGCUUCUACAAAGUGCUGCUCCUUAUACGUUCUAUAACAUGAGAUCCUUUAUGUCAGGAAAAAGCCAACAGAAUAAGAAGCAAGAGUAUGGAAUCAAGUUAUUGUAUGGACUACUUAAGUCGAAAGGGUUUUAUACCAUGUUACAAGAAGACAGUUGUUGGUAUGAUUCCUGGGGAUCUUUAUUCACCAACAACGUACACCAGAACAGCACUCCCAAAUCUUUCGAAGAGUUUGCUCACCAAUGGGAUGUUUUCACUAAUCGAGUGUUUGGUUAUCAUAUUGAUGAUUUUGGCUUGUCGCAUACUUCUUGUGACGUCUACAGGCAGUAUGGAACUACGAAUCCGUUCGAACAACCUAAAAUCUGCUUCUCUGGUAAACCGUAUGGAGAUUUCUUCUUAGAUUACACAGCAAAAGUGUUUCAAGCGUACAGGGAUUCUGACAAGAAACGUCCCGUUUUUGCGUACACUCACUUAAAUGUGGGGCACGAAUUUUCAGGAAGGCGUAUUCGACAAAUUGACGAAAAACUGUCGUGGUUUGUCCGUUCGAUGGCAAAAGACCAAGAUACCUUAACUAUAAUACUUUCUGAUCAUGGUCCUAAGACAACGAAAUUCUCGUUUAAAACAAUGUCAGGGAGAGCAGAAAUUUACGAUUCCCUCUUAUUCAUGAUCCUUCCGAAGAAUGUUGCGGAGAAGCUUGAGAUGCAAAGAACUCGUGCCUUAUUUGUGAACCAGCGUCGUUUGAUGACUACAUUAGAUCUCCAUAAAGCUAUUAUUUCUUUUGUGAAAUCAUCAGAAGGCCAUGAUCGAGGGGUAUUUACUGAAGUGUCUCCUCAACGCACAUGCGCAAAUUUAACAAUGAAACACUCGGCUGUUUGUAAAUGUACAAAUUGGGAAACGCUGUACCCUGACGAUUACGGGAAUUUUACUUGGUUGGCAGAAUUCGCCCUGGGUGAGAUCAACAAUAAUAUUCAGAAAGAGUUUAUGUCUGGAGGAGACAAUGUAUACGGUUUUGGAAAAUGCCAGCGAUUGGUUGGAAAUAGUUUUAAAAAGGUUCGACAUCGUAUGGAAGGAGAUAAACACGUUGUGACCAUGGAUAUCAUAGUCAAACCAAUGAAUGAGAUUUUCGAAGCACAGUUUAGAUACUCGGAAAAAUCCCGCGGGAUCCGCGAUCUUGCCGAGCUUAGCAGUCUUCGCAGAGUUAGUAUUUACAGACAUUUUAAACGCUGUGUCGACCCUCAAGUUCCUCUGGACCAUUGUGUUUGUAACAACAAAACGAGGCGGAAAACUCGGGGAACUUCUUGGAAAUGGAUUGAGGCCAAAGCAACCUCAGAUAUCCUAAAUAUCAUAAAACGCACACGAAGCUUUAAAUCUAAGACAUCAGUCAAAAAUCUACACGGUAACUGUUUAUUGUUGUUGUCAAGGAGACAUAAGAGAACAUUAGUUUAUGAAAUAGCCAACGCCUGUUCUGAUCGCAAGUAUAAAGUUCGCAUUGCAGGACGAAGUAAGGGGGCAUUUAUUUUAACACGUGACUUACCGAUUUCGAUAUCAUUACGUCCGCUAACCAUUCAUUUCCUGUUCGGUAUUUAUCAUUUCAAAAAGCCAUACAAUUUUUAUGUGAAAACGUCUUACAAAGUCUUCAUAGAAAAGUAAGGUAACAUCAAGGAAAGAAUCAUUUUACAGAAAUUUCUUAGUUAUUUUGUAGCUAUUUAAUUAAAAAAGUUGACUUUUGCUAA
This is a messenger RNA of Actinia tenebrosa (Australian red waratah sea anemone), 3351 nucleotides long. RefSeq lists its product as uncharacterized. The record is from RefSeq and is a predicted model, not a curated record. Lineage: Eukaryota; Metazoa; Cnidaria; Anthozoa; Actiniaria; Actiniidae.